AUGCGCUUCGUUCUCUUAGCUUCUUCGCUGCUAUAUGUAGCACGCGCAGAAAACAGGUGUUUCGACACUCAAGGUACAGCUAUUGCAGAUGCCUCUUUUGUGCCUUGCAAUACUACCGUAGCGGUGAGCGCGUGCUGCGNCAACGAACAAAGGACAACCCGAUGGACAAAUGGAUGGAAAGCGUACAACGUGCUUCCCUGCGCACUGGAUACAUGGUGUUGCCGCGAGGCAUCCGAUCGAUCGAACUGCUGCGGCAACGAUACCAUGCUGCUCAAUUCUGAUCAGACCUCUUACCUCGGACGCUUCAUCGACAAUGUAAUUCCUGGCACCACAACCACUUCGAACGACUCAAAUGCCACCGAUGCAACAACCACAGCAACAGUCACAUCAACCACCACAGCAACCUCAUCUAACUCAUCGGAUUCGAGCAACACUACAACCGUUGUAGGUGUAGCUGUUGGCGCUGUACUUGGUGUCGCCUGCAUAAUCGCACUAGCAGGAUUGCUCUGGAUGAUGAGAAAAGUCAAGACCUUGAAAAAGGAGAUGCAAGCAAUGCGAUCACACGAGCCAUACUCCAACUCCAGCUCCACCGGUCCCAUGACCCAACACCCAUACGAAGCACCAAUGAGUGAAGCUCCGACGGAACACGCAUACGAGGCAGACUGGAACAAUGGUAGAUAUGAGAUCGAUGGCACAGGCAAGUGA
Molecule: messenger RNA, 705 nt
Organism: Aureobasidium musti
Lineage: Eukaryota; Fungi; Ascomycota; Dothideomycetes; Dothideales; Saccotheciaceae
Source: the annotation of a GenBank genome assembly